AAGCAGCCUGCCAGGCACUGGAGCCAAAAUGAAGACUCCAGCCUCUGCCCACGCCUGUGGCAUCGUGCUGGUCCUGCUCUCACUGCUGGCUGCCCUCCAGACCACCUCUGCCCAGAAGAAUGACAUCGACAUCUACAGCCUCACUGUGGACUCCAAGGUCUCCUCCCGAUUUGCGCGCACGGUCGUCACCAGCAGGGUGGUCAACAGAGCUGACAGUGCGCAGGAGGCCGUCUUCCAGAUGGAGCUGCCCAAGAAGGCCUUCAUCACCAACUUCUCUAUGAUCAUCGACGGUGUGACCUACCCAGGGAACAUCAAGGAGAAGGACGCAGCCCAGGAGCAGUACAGUGCUGCCGUGGCCAGGGGAGAGAGCGCCGGCCUUGUCAAGACCACUGGGAGAAAGAUGGAGCAGUUCCAGGUAUCAGUCAGUGUGGCUCCUGCUGCCAAGGUCACCUUUGAGCUGGUGUAUGAGGAGCUGCUCAAGCGGCAUCUAGGAGUAUACGAGCUGCUGUUGAAAGUCCGGCCCCAACAGCUAGUCAAGCACCUGCAGAUGGACAUUCACAUCUUUGAGCCUCAGGGGAUCAGCUUUCUGGAGACAGAGAGCACCUUCAUGACCAGCGCACUGGCGAAUGCUCUUACCACCUCACAGAACCAGACCAAGGCUCACAUCCGGUUCAAGCCGACGAUCUCCCAGCAGCAGAAGUCUGCAGAGCAACAGGACACAGUCGUGGAUGGCAGCUUCAUUGUCCGCUAUGAUGUGAACCGGACCCUCUCUGGGGGUUCCAUUCAGAUCGAGAAUGGCUACUUCGUGCACUACUUUGCCCCUGUGGGCUUGCCCACAAUGCCCAAGAAUGUGAUCUUUGUCAUUGACAAGAGUGGCUCCAUGAUGGGCAAGAAAAUCCAACAGACCCGGGAAGCCCUAAUUAAGAUCCUUGAUGACCUCAGCCCCAAAGACCAGUUCAACUUCAUCAGCUUCAACGGGAAAGCAACCCAGUGGAAGCCAUCACUGGUGCAAGCUUCAGCUGAUAAUGUGAAGGAGGCCAGGGACUACGCUACCAACAUCCAAGCCCACGGAGGGACCAAUAUCAAUGACGCAAUGCUGAUGGCCACACAGCUGCUGGAGAAAGCCAACCGGGAGGAGCAGCUGCCCGCAGGGAGCAUUCCCCUCAUCAUCCUCCUCACCGACGGGGACCCCACUGUGGGGGUGACUAACCCCACGCGGAUCCAGAAGAACGUGCAGGAUGCCAUAGGUGGCCAGUACAGCCUCUUCUGCCUGGGCUUUGGCUUCGACGUGAGCUACGCCUUCCUGGAGAAGCUGGCGCUGGACAACGGUGGCCUGGCCCGGCGCAUCUACGAGGACUCGGACUCCGCCCUGCAGCUGCAGGACUUCUACCAGGAGGUGGCCAACCCACUGAUGACAGCAGUGACCUUUGAGUACCCGAGCAACUCUGUGGAGGAGGUCACCCAGAACAACUUCCGGCUGUUCUUCAAGGGCUCUGAGGUGGUGGUGGCUGGGAAGCUCCAGGGCCAGAGUCCUGAUGUGCUCUCAGCCAAAGUCCACGGGCAGCAGAGCAUGCAGAACAUCACCUUCCAAACGGAAUCCAGCGUGACAGAGCAGGAGGAGGAGUUCCGGAGCCCCAAGUACAUCUUCCACGGCUUCAUGGAGAGACUCUGGGCAUACCUGACCAUCCAGCAACUGCUAGAGCAAAUGGUUUCCGCGUCAGAUGCCGAUAAGCAGGUUCUGAAGACCCAAGCUCUGGGCUUGUCGCUCAACUACAGCUUUGUUACCCCCCUCACGUCCAUGGUGGUCACCAAACCUGAAGGCCAAGAACAGUCUCAAGUUGCUGAGAAGCCUGUGGAAAAUGGAAACAGUCACAGGAAUGUUCAUGCAGGUCACGCUGGCUUCAGAUUUCAUUCCUUGGGACACGGAGGGCCCAGACUACUAGCUGCAGCUCCCGGGAUGCCACUUGGCUUGCCAAAACUGAGACAACCUGGACCUGUUGUUCACCGUCGCUUAUAUAUACCCCCUCAUGAUGACUUGGAUCUGAGCCUGCACAGCCUGUCAGCGCCUACCCUCGCAGAUCAUGUUGGAGACUUGCAUGAAGAUGACGUGGAUUUAAAUAUCAAAGAAACAGAUCCAAUAGCCCGAUUACCAGACAUCACCCAGGCUCCUGCUGUCAUCCUGCCGCUGCCUGGGCAGAACACGGACCGGCUCUGCGUGGACAUCAAGCACUCUGAGGGGCCAAUGAACCUGUUCUCAGACCCUGACCAAGGGAUUGAGGUGACUGGCCAGUAUGAGAAGAAGAGGGCCCAGUUCUCAUGGAUCCAGGUGACCUUCAAGAAACCCCAGCUGCAGGUCCACGCGUCUCCUGAGCACGUGGUAGUGACUCGGGACCGAAGAAACACUGCAUACAGGUGGAAGGAAACGCUGUUCUCAGUGAUGCCCAACUUCUUGAUGACCAUGGACAAGGCAGGGGUCCUGAUGCUCAGAAGCCAAGACAAAGUGACCAUCGGCCUGCUGUACUGGAAAGGCCCCGGGCAGGGCGUCCGGCUCCUUUUGCAGGACACCGACCACUUCUCCAGCCACGUCAACGGCACCUUUGGCCAGUUUUACCAGGGUGUGCUCUGGUUGCCUUCAGCAGCAGCUGAUGACAGCAAGCGAACACUGAUGGUUCAAGGGCAUAACUACCCUGCCACCAGAGAGCCCAAGCUGGAUUACCAAGACGGGACCCCAGGAAUAGAGUUUUCCUGCUGGUCUGUGAAGCUAUAGUCCUGAUGGGAGGAGCCACCCCAACCCGCCCCGCCCCGCCCCCAUGCCACACUGCUGUGUGCUGCAUCCUGUGACCGCAGGGCCACCUGUGGGGCCUGAGCUAUGAUGGGGAGGGGAGUCCCACUUAUUACAAAUAAAGAAAGGCAGCGUAAGCCGGGG
Messenger RNA from Phyllostomus discolor (pale spear-nosed bat), 2926 nucleotides. RefSeq names its product inter-alpha-trypsin inhibitor heavy chain 4 (gene ITIH4). Gene Ontology annotation, molecular function: serine-type endopeptidase inhibitor activity. Gene Ontology annotation, biological process: hyaluronan metabolic process. The transcript has 23 exons. Bases 29 to 2767 code for a protein of 912 amino acids. The record is from RefSeq and is a predicted model, not a curated record. Lineage: Eukaryota; Metazoa; Chordata; Mammalia; Chiroptera; Phyllostomidae.